UCCGGGCCGAGGUGAUGCUCUGCGUGCGACGCUGUUGGGGUCCGUGGCUGGCGGGAAAGAGGCCUCGCUGCUCCUGUCGGUUGUCGGCCGGACUCCGCGGCUCCUCUGACGAGAAGGACAGCCGAGGACCCCGAGUCCGGGAGAAGCCGCCCUGGCGGGUGCUGUUCUUCGGCACCGACCUCUUUUCCCGGGAGGCGCUGCGGGCGCUGCACGCCGCCAGAGACAACAAAGAGGAAAAGUUAAUUGAAAAAUUGGAGGUGGUCACAUUACCUUCGCCAUCCCCCAAAGGACUCCCCGUGAAGCAGUAUGCUCUACAGUCCCAGCUCCCGGUGUACGAGUGGCCCGACGUGGGACCCGGGGAGUAUGACGUUGGAGUAGUGGUUUCCUUUGGACGACUUUUGAGUGAGGCUCUUAUUCUUAAGUUUCCCUAUGGCAUAUUGAACGUGCACCCCAGUUGCCUCCCGAGGUGGCGUGGUCCUGCUCCAAUAAUCCACACAGUGCUCCAUGGGGACACAGUCACUGGCGUAACGAUUAUGCAAAUCAGACCCAAAAGAUUUGAUAUAGGUCCAAUUAUCAAGCAGGAAACCAUGCCUGUGCCUCCCAGGAGCACAUCAAAGGAAUUGGAAGCGGUGUUGUCAAAACUCGGUGCCAACAUGCUUAUCUCAGUUUUGAGAAAUUUGCCCGAAAGCCUGAACAAUGGAAGGCCGCAGCCAGCCGAGGGAGCGACGUAUGCCCCUAAGGUUUCUGCUGGCACCAGCUGUGUUAACUGGGAGGAGCAAACCUCAGAGCAAGUGCUCAGACUUCACCUCGCCAUUGGGGAUAUAGUUCCAUUGCAGACACUCUGGAUGGAGAACACCAUUAAACUUCUGGAUCUCGUAGAAGUUAACAAUGCCAUCCUCACAGACCCCAAAUUAACAGGACAAACUGUGACUCCAGGGUCAGUGGUAUACCACAGACAGUCGCAAAUGCUGCUGGUUCACUGCAAGGAUGGCUGGAUUGGGGUUCCAUCAGUAAUGCUUAAGAAAACACUAACGGCUACUGAUUUCUACAAUGGGUAUUUACAUACGUGGUACCAGAAAAAUUCCCGUGCUCACCCAAGCCAGUGCAGAUUUCAGACUCUCAGACUUCCAACAAAGAUGCAGCAGAAAACCAAAUUGUUGCUAUGCAACAGUGCAUUAAGUAGCUAGGAAGAUGGACAAGGACCUAUUACACAUUGUAAUUUAUUAAAAGCUUUAUUUACAAGCAGCUGCCGUGACUGUGAAAGAAGAUGACACCGUGGGAGAAAGAGAAAAUGGUUAUCAAGACGAUGGAAGUCUUACACUCUGCAUUGUGUGCAACAGUUAAGAGCAGCCUUUUCUACUUGACUACUAAAAGAAG
Molecule: messenger RNA, 1377 nt
Organism: Acomys russatus (golden spiny mouse)
Lineage: Eukaryota; Metazoa; Chordata; Mammalia; Rodentia; Muridae
Gene: Mtfmt
Product: mitochondrial methionyl-tRNA formyltransferase
Exons: 9
Coding region: 15-1187 (390 amino acids)
Biological process (GO): biosynthetic process; conversion of methionyl-tRNA to N-formyl-methionyl-tRNA
Cellular component (GO): mitochondrion
Molecular function (GO): methionyl-tRNA formyltransferase activity
Source: RefSeq, a predicted model, not a curated record